Molecule: messenger RNA, 730 nt
Organism: Cornus florida
Lineage: Eukaryota; Viridiplantae; Streptophyta; Magnoliopsida; Cornales; Cornaceae
Exons: 1
Coding region: 167-616 (149 amino acids)
Biological process (GO): blue light signaling pathway
Source: RefSeq, a predicted model, not a curated record
UUCUUCACGUCCUUUACUCAACCCCACACGCAUUUUAAUUUAUUCCCACACAUGAAGCCUUCCUUCAUCAUGUAUUCUACCUAGCUUCAACACACACACAUAGAAUAGGAGGAGGAGGAGGAGGAGGAAGAGGAGAGAGAGAGGGAGAGUAACCAUUUUAUCAUCCAUGAAAGAAGAACCCAUCCACCAGAUGGUGGUAUCAGUUCCAUCAGAGCUAAAGAUAGCCCAUGGUGAUCAAUCUGCAAAGACCCAUCAUCAGCUUGUGAACAAUCUUAGGGUGUCCAAUGAUGAAUUCUCAAAAACCCGACGGUUGGACGACGACAACAACAAGAAGAAGGAAGCUGCAAUUCAUGGGCCUUCUUCUACUACAAGUGGUGGUGGUGAGGACGUCACAGGACGUGAGAGGUUGAAGAGACACCGGAUCGAGAUGGCCGGGCGGACCUGGAUACCAGAUAUAUGGGGUCAGGAGGAGCUGCUCAAGGAUUGGAUUGACUGCACCAAGUUUGAUGAUGCUUCACUGGUGACCAAUAAUGUCAUAAUGUCAGCUCGAGCAGCUUUGGUUCAAGAGGGAAGAAGAGCUAAUUCCAGCAGAUUUAGGAUAGAGAACAGGUGUUAAUCAAAUUUUGAUUUUCAAUAUUGUUUAUCUUCCUUUUUCAUUUUAUUUAAGCUUAUCUUGUUGUUGAUACUUGAUAAAUUAACAUUUUUAUAAGAGUCAUUCCUAGAUUAAUCA